Molecule: messenger RNA, 8212 nt
Organism: Peromyscus californicus insignis
Lineage: Eukaryota; Metazoa; Chordata; Mammalia; Rodentia; Cricetidae
Gene: Setd7
Product: SET domain containing 7, histone lysine methyltransferase
Exons: 8
Coding region: 1296-2396 (366 amino acids)
Biological process (GO): regulation of DNA-templated transcription
Cellular component (GO): chromosome
Molecular function (GO): histone H3K4 monomethyltransferase activity; protein binding
Source: RefSeq, a predicted model, not a curated record
GGCACCCGGUAAUUCCACGGUACAUUGUGUACAUCUGAAUCCAUUUAACCCGCUAUUUAAAGCGGCCCUUUACUGCCACCUGUAAGAGGUAGAGCCAUAAUGGCACUCUUAAGUGGCUGGGGUGGGGACCCGGGUUUUCUUCCCUCAAAGACGCCUGAAUCUGCGAAGUGGAUGGCACUUGGAGAAACCAGAAAGACAUCUAGGGACAUCACACGGACAGGACAGGAGGCGACAGGAGGCGCGCUAGACACGGGGUCCUGGCUCCAGCUCUCCACUUGGUGGCUCCAUCUCCAAGACAAGGGCGAGAGGGGACCUGCCAAGCCUCGGGUGAGGCCCCGAUUACUAGCCUGCUACCAUUUGGGUUUGGUGAAUUCCUGAAUCUCCCCAGCGGCCUGGAGAUGCUAAAGAGGGUGGAGACUGGGGACUCUUGGGUGGGACCUGCAGUCCGGCGGAAUCCGGAGCGCAGGUCGCCCCCUUGGAGUCUGGGAAACUGGAUUGUGGAAGCGAAGCUGGGCCGUGGGGGGGCACCCUGCGCUCCUGUGCGCGCGGCACUUUGUAGCUCCGGGUGGUGGCAAGCCGGGUGAAGUGGGAGCGCCGGGGCGAGAGGAAGUCGAGGCUCAGGUGCAUCAGAAAGGCUCCCUUAGCUCCGCGUGAGCUCUAGCUAUCCUGGAGGGGGAUAGUGGUGGGGAAACCCUGCACCGCACAUUUCCCAGUCACUGGUGGCUGCGCUCCGAGCCCCCGCCAACCCCAGGGCGGAUACCCCCGCGAUCCCCAGUGCUAUUGAGCAGUCGGCGGCUACCAGGACCGCGUGGCUGUCGCGCAUCGCGCCCAGCCCAAAGGUAAAACGCCGCCGGGCCUGCCCACAGCCUAGCAGAGGCGGCGCGGCCCCGAAGCGCCUUCGGUUCUAAGGAUCCUCACUUCUGGGAAAGGACAGGGAACUGUCAAUCAACGAGGGAGGGAGCGCACCGGCGCCGGGUGAUGUCAGCGGAUCAGCUGCUCCAUAACAAAGAGGGGGUAUCACAGGAGAAAGUUGCAGCGGCCGCUGCACCCCGGAGCCUCGGGGACCGGGGACGAAGGGAGGAGGGACGGCGGCUGCGGCAGCCGCGGCAGGCCGAGGAAUUGAAAGGACUGUAGGGGGAGGCAGCGCGAGCCGCCCCGACUGCUCCUCCUCUUCCUCCCCCUCCUCCUCCUCCAAACUCGCAGGGCUUAGCCCCAGCGCUCGCCCAGCCGCCGCGAGCACCGGGAGGGACGGGAACCGGCCGCACGGCCCGGUGCUGGGCAGGGUCGCAGCCGCCAUGGAUAGCGACGACGAGAUGGUGGAGGAAGCCGUGGAAGGGCACCUGGACGAUGAUGGAUUACCACACGGAUUCUGUACCGUCACCUACUCCUCCACAGACAGAUUUGAGGGCAACUUUGUGCAUGGAGAAAAGAAUGGACGCGGGAAGUUCUUCUUCUUUGACGGCAGCACCCUGGAAGGAUUUUAUGUGGACGAUGCCCUGCAGGGCCAGGGUGUUUACACCUAUGAGGACGGAGGUGUGCUCCAAGGCACAUAUGUGGACGGUGAGCUGAACGGACCAGCCCAGGAGUAUGAUACCGACGGGAGGCUGAUCUUCAAGGGCCAGUACAAAGACAACAUUCGACAUGGAGUGUGUUGGAUCCAUUACCCAGACGGAGGUAGCCUCGUCGGGGAAGUCAAUGAAGACGGAGAGAUGACUGGGGAGAAGAUAGCCUAUGUCUACCCUGACCAGAGGACCGCGCUCUAUGGAAAGUUCAUUGAUGGAGAGAUGAUUGAAGGGAAACUGGCCAUCCUCACGGCCACCGAAGAAGGGAGGCCACACUUUGAACUGACAUCUGGAAGUUCCGUGUACCACUUUGAUAAAUCGACUUCCUCCUGCAUCUCUAGUGAUGCCCUCCUUCCAGACCCUUAUGAGUCCGAGAGAGUUUAUGUUGCCGACUCUCUCAUCUCCAGUGCCGGAGAAGGACUAUUUUCCAAGGUAGCAGUAGGACCCAAUACUGUUAUGUCUUUUUAUAAUGGAGUCCGGAUUACACACCAAGAGGUUGACAGCAGGGAUUGGGCCCUAAACGGGAACACUCUGUCCCUUGAUGAGGAAAUAGUCAUUGAUGUGCCUGAGCCCUACAACCGUGUAUCCAAGUACUGUGCCUCCCUGGGACACAAGGCGAAUCACUCCUUCACUCCAAACUGCAUCUAUGACAUGUUUGUCCACCCCCGUUUUGGGCCCAUCAAGUGCAUCCGCACCCUGCGAGCUGUGGAAGCUGAGGAAGAGCUGACCGUGGCCUAUGGCUAUGACCACAGCCCCCCAGGGAAGAGCGGGCCCGAAGCCCCCGAGUGGUACCAGGUAGAGCUGAAGGCCUUCCAGGCCACCCAGCAAAAGUGAAAGACCUGGCCCUGGGGUCCGGAGACCUGGAAUAGAAACUUGGAUCUAUGCACUACAUUUAUCUGACAACGGGACAACCAGGGACUGUUCAUGCUGUGACAUCACAUCCUCUCACCCUGCGUUAGCAACGACUUUCUCGCAUACUAACUAGGUUUGACUGUAUUACUCAUACCAGAUUUAAAAUUAGCUAGCCUUGCAGUAACGCCCUACUGAGAGGUACUGUUGAACUGUAGACAGCAUGAUGUUCUUUGAUGGUUGAAGUCUAAAUCUGGACCACGUUCAGAGAUACCAAAUGAUUGGGUUGAAAAAGGGAACUGGGAUUCUUCAGUCAUUUUUCCGUCAGUGGUUUUUUUCCAUGAUGUUUUUUUCUAUGGCCAUUGCAAAUGGUGUUCGAUCACCCUUGCAUGUUGCCAUCUGCGGGGCAGGAAGCGAUUACAUCUUUAUAUAAAUGUAGGGUCAUUUAUUUGCCUUUUAACCUUUGAUCUGUAUCUUGCAAUAGAAUGGCUUUGUUUCUGUUGUUACUCUCCUAGUGAACCGAAGCCCAGUCUUCUGAGUCUUUUCUCUAGCCUCACUUCUUAUCUUAGCUAUCCUUUACAAGAGAAAGCUUCCAAAUGGAUUUUGCAUUCAUAGCAGUGUCCAGGUCUCUCUGGUUCUUUCUCUAUCAUUUCAUUCUUAUGUCCUGAUAUAAAGUACUGGCUCAUAGGGCCAGACUGUUACUAUAGACUUAUUAUUCUCGCAUGUAAACAAAGAUACCUUUGCUUUCAGAUGUGAGAAGAAAUGAAUUUGCUCUGUUUGCAUUAAGUUACCAGAGAGUUGUAAGAUACACUUUCAGGGAGAGGAACAUUAGUAUUUCUAAGCAGUCAUUGUGGCAAUUUUGCAAUAUAUUCAGUAGUGCUGGCAAUUUUUUCUCCUCGGGUACACACUAAUUGUACAUAACCUAGUGCAGUCUGGCUUGUGACACAGCUCACUGAAUUCGAAAUACAAUAGCCGACCUGCAUUCCAACCCAGAAUGCAGAGUUCUCUUUGAAACCAGUGCCGAGGAGACAGACAUGCUGAUCACUAGGUGCAAGUCAGAUCUGUAGCUAAAGCUUCUCACCACAGUGGUCUCCAAGCACUUAACUGCUUCCACGCUCUGCGAGCCCAGAGUUCACACCUGUGCACUUUCUAUCACUAGCAUAUUGCCACCUCACACAAGCCAUAUGUAAUCACAACUGCAGAAAUACAGAGGAAAACCCAUUGUUUUAGUUUAGCACAUGAGAUCUGUAACAUAACUGGAUUGCUCUGAAUGAAUGCUGAGUUUGGGGGGCCCCUCCCCCAGGGCGUCACUCCGUCACAAGGAAACCUGGGAACCACAGCUGCUGAAGUCUGCAGCUGUCAACAGUGCCGUUUGUGCGGCCUGCUUGGUUUAAGCUUUUGAGGGAGCUCCGAAUGCAGAGAGAUGCUUGCUGGGAGUGGGUGGGGUUGGAGGGAGGAGACAGGUAGAGGGCAGUUGGCUCUUUUUUUUUUUGUCUUUAAAAACAGCUUUCACAAGUGUUCCAUCUGGGGCUGCACAGUUUGCCCGUCGGAGCAGCCCCGGAACGGAAGACUCAGCCCUCAGCUCCGAUAGCCACACCCUGGGCUCUUUUACAAGCUUCCUAACACACCCAGCUUCAGGCUCUGCACCUAGAUGGCGGUGCUUUCCAGGAGAGCUGGUCACGUCCCUGUUUGAAAGCUUUUAAGAAGAUAGUUCACUCAGGAGAAACGUCCUUGGAACUUCUGAGGAGGUCUCCUGCAAGGUGACUGAAUCAUUUUUAGACUACAAGUCUCCAGGAUAGGAUUGCUUCUAUUCUGUAGAAAGAGACCACUCAGUAAACUGUGACAGAAGGAUGGGUCUGUGGAUUUGAGUUCUGAGAGGUGCUUUCAUGUAAAUGUGUCCAAAGAGAGUUAGCUGCCUUGGGGAGAAAGAUGGCUUUCUUCAGCUCCACCAGUCAGGUUUGGACUCGGUCGAGAGAUGAGGCAGAGGGAGAGAGGGCAGGCCCUGCCUUGGACGGUGUGCCCCAGGAUUUCACACCUGGAGUUGGAAGUAGUCUUAGUUGCCAUGGGGGCUCAACUUCUAUCCUAAAGGGCUACUCUAGCAAUCUCAUUCAAAUGGAACUCAAAAACAAUUUUGGGGGCUUGAGGGCCAGCAAAAUAGUUUAACAGGUAAAGAUGCUUGCUGCCGAGCCUAUGACCUGAGUUCAUCUCUAGGACCUCCAUAGCAGGAGAAAACCAACUCCUGAAAGCUGUCCUCUGACCACACACAGUGUGGCAUGUGUUCCCCCACAUACAAAAAACUAUAAAUCUUUUUUUUUUUUUUUUAAUGUAUGAAGGGAUUGAAGGACUCUGGCUGAUGAGCUAGCAAAUCUGCGUUUCACAUUCCACACUGGAGGAAGGCGGUCUGGGCUUCCAGCCCAGCGCUGUGUACGUGACCCUUAGACAAAUCCCAGGAAGCAAUUCACACAGCUGAGCUUCUCCGUCUUCCCUCUCCCUGUAUAUUUCCUGUGUCUUUCAGCUCUUUUUCUUCUGCUGUGUGAGAAGCCUUGGUGUGUGUGCAGAACGGCAGCCCAGCUCUUUGCUCUGCCUCUUUAUGUCUAGAGUUCCUCUCCUCUCUUGCUACACUGUGUGCCUUUCCCUGAGUGACCUGGUCCAGUCAUUCUGUUUCCCCGCUCCCCAAGAUAUCCAGCUUUGUCACAGGUUGCAACUGUUAAAGGGGCCAGAGAGUCACUGGAGAGGUAGAGGAGUCAGCAGGGUAGAGGUUGCAUAGAGAAUUGACUGCUUAGGGGGAGUUGAGGUUUGUUCCUAGUUUGACCCGAAGCGGAAAAGCACCUUCUACUUACUUCCCAUCUGCUGUAGUAGGAAAUAAGAAGCAGAUAAAUCUGGUCUUCCAUCAGGAUCAAAAUCACAAGCAGACAUGGUUGAGAUUCUACGUGGUAGGGGGAAAAGAUUUAACCUUCCGCUGUCUUCCAGACAGCCGGAGCCUGUGCACUGACGCCGUGGGGAUUCAUUCAGAGCUGUCUCGGUUCAACCCUGCAUGACUUGACCCAUCAUUAGCAUCUUUUCUAUGAUGAACUAUUACCUUGUGUUAGACUUAGGAAUAGGAACUAAUCUACAGAGCAUGUCCCCUAGUGGGGCAUUUGUUUGAACUAACAAAAGCAAAUGUAAGGACUGAAUUUAGGAUGCAAGAGAAUGAGAUGAGGCUAGAAAGUAACAGGCUGGGAGGACUUGAGUUUCUUAGUACCUAUUCUUAUUUUAACCUGCUUAAUCCCAGAGGAAAUUCUUUGUCAAGACCUCUUGGAACCUGACUGGGACUAGAGUUCAGAUUCAUUACCCUUUGGGGUUCAUCACACUUGAAAAACGAUUUCCCUAUCACCACCACCACCCCGAGACACACACACACACACACACACACACACACACACACACACACACACACACGCAAACUGUCAAGGCCAUGUAACCAUUUAUAACAUUUAAUUGUGACAAUUAAAAUUGCAUUGAGCUGGGGAUAUAGCUCAGUGGUCCAACAUUUGCCUAAAAACUAUAGAGGCCCUGGAUUACAUUCCUAAUAUUGGGGGGAGUCAAUUAUGAACACUGAAUUAAAAGUUUGUCUUAGUGAGACAGUAUGUGGCACUUUUAUUAAUCUUCACUUAAUAGAUUUUUUAAAAAAUCUAAAUUUCUCACUGCAAGAUAUAUUUAAAAUCUUCCAGGAAGGUCAAAAAUCCUGGGUGGUGUUUGCGCUCACACAGCCCUCCCCAAGUUCUGUCUUCAGAGUAGCCAUUUAGAAUCCAGACAUCUUUUGUUUUAGACAAACAAGUGAAACUAUGUUGCAAGAUGGAUAGUUGUAAUGUUUAUUUGCUGCAGAUCAAAGGUUCACAAAUAUAUUCAAUUUGCAGGUACUUGAGGUACCUUGAUAUAUUCCUCAACAUACACCUUGGAUUUUUUUCCCUUCAGAAAUUUUAAGCCUUGGUGUCAGGGUUUUGGUUUGGUUUUUUUUUUUGUUGGUUUUUUUUUUUUUUUUUUUUUUUUUUUUUUUUGCUUUGUUUUGUUUGGUUUUGGAGAGUUUUUUGUGGGGGGUUUUGGGUUUUUUGUUUGGUUUGGGGUUUUUUGUUUUUUGGGUUUUUUUUUGGGGGGGUUGUUUUCAAUAAUACUAAAUUUUAAAAGUUUUCUUUGCCAAACGUGUGCAUACAUAUUCAAAGCAAUGAAACUAUUUCAAGCCAUACAGCCACAGGGGUGGAAACCCUUUUCACAAAUUUUAAUGUGUUUGUAUGUAAAUAGAUGUUUGUAUGAAAUAUUUUCAUGGUAGAAUGAAUAUAUUUAAAUGAAGUUGAAUUAUUCCAGUGCUAUUUAAACACACGACAAAAUUUUUGGUGAGAAUUAUCUGAGUCUAUUGAGAUAUAAUGCAGAUCAGUUUUCAUUUUUAGAAAUCAAAAGCCUACAAGAGCCCUCUGACUGGCGCCCACCUCCUGGCGGGGUGGGGUCUGAUGCAGGUAGGCUUCCCAGUGCCUCAGCCGCUUUCUGGUGGUAAGUUCGGUGCUAAUGGAGGUGUGUUUACCUUUUAGUGAUUCCCUGCAGGCCCCCUGGGGGGCCUGAGCGUGAAUCGAGGCAUUAGAGAUACUGGUGCAGUUCUCGGAGCACAAUUUCUUUGCAGGGCAGCAGAAUCAGAAACCAGACUUGGCCGUGUAGACCUCAGAACUGGGUUUCCCGGCCACCUUCACUUACCACCCCUAACUGCCUAGUCACAAUGUCAGGGAGGCUACCCUCAGUGGAGUUGGGGUCCAGACCCCAGGGUGGGACUUCACAGAUUUACCAAUGCUUUUUGCCUUCUGCCCUCCCUCAGAGGGAGGGCAGCCGCUGGCAGGGGCCAUGCUCAGCACAGUCCAUAUCCUGUCUCAGCUCUGGAAGACUAUGCAUCUAAGCACCCAACUUCAGCCAGAGAGGGAGACUUCCGCGGAUAAUGGAAACCCUUGAUUCCUGUCUGUGACUUUACACGGUUGUUAAAUGUCAUUUUACUAUGAAGACCAUUCAUGUACCUAAGACAUACCUCCCAAUUCUUCCGACGCUUGAGAUACUAGAAAGGAAAACAAAACAAAACAAAAAGUCCCUUACGAUGACAUGCCACUCGAGCUCGUUCCCCAACCCACCUUUGGCCCUGGAUACAAUGAAACAAUAGUCUGACAAAUUUUCACUGUGUACACUAGCAAUAUGAACACUGAGCCGGUGCCCUCUCCUCUACCUACUCAGUUACUAGAAUUUCUCUUGAUACUACAGGGACUGUGUAUGUCAUGCCUGGUGGUUGCAUAAGAAAGUUAUGAAGUUAUGUCCAUGAUUUUUAGCUCCCUUCUUCAAAUGUUUUUCCUCCUGGGUUUUCUAUGUUCUUUCUAUCCUAAAAUGCAUGUAUUGGGUUGUGAGGUAUGUUUAUGGAAUGGAAGCCAGGGGUUACGCUUUCUUUCGGCCUUGAUUGUAACCAAAAGUCAACCACAUCACAGUUUAAAAAAAAAACAACAACAACAUCUUUGGUCUUUUGUGGAAUUUGAACUAAAUCUAUGAGCCUUAUUCAAUAUCUAUAAUUCUAUGAUUUUUUAAAUUAUGGGAAAUUAAUGGAAGAUGUUUACAUGAGUAAUGUUUGCCCUUAAUGUGUUAUGAAUGAAUUUUUUGUAGUGUGUCUGGGCGCAUGUGCAAGAAAGUAGGAAAAAUGUUUCUGAAAUAAAACUUGACAAAUAUUUGUAAUGAAAAGUAAACUUAAAGAUUGCUAUAAUUGCGCUAUAGAAACAAUGCAAGUAUUAAACAAAUAUAAACUC